AUGGCGAAGCGAAGCGACAAGAAAAACGCCCCAAUUGAUAGGCACAAAGUGUUCGUCCGAAAUAUUAGGGAAAACGACGUAGCCCCCUUGGAGGAAGAGUUUAAAAAAAUCUGCACGAAAUAUUUCUUCUUUAAAAAUAAAAACAACACCACAAAGAGUGCUAUCUGUUCCUUCAAAACAGAUCGGGAGGCAGAAAAUUUUAUUCAAAAAUAUCACGAUAAGAAAAUACAAACCAGCAAUAUAAAAUGUGAAUUUGCCUUCAGGAAAAAGUACAACGAAAAAAAAUUAAUAUCCAUCACAUAUAGACGACAUAAGAUUAACCACAUGAACUCCAUCCAGUUAUACACCAACUGUGAUUUGGACACCAUAGUCGUCUUGAGCUACUUGAAAAAUAUCUUCCUCCUGCAUAGACACUUGUUGGUAAAAUGCUUAGAUGAGCAUGAUCAGGCAGAGAGGAAGACGUCCCAAAGGGAGGUGGGAUCCCAAGACACGGAUGGGAAAAACCAUCCCAAAGAAAAUGACCAGACUGAUAAGGACGAGGACCAUUCAGAAGAGGCCACACAAAAGAGUGACGGUGAUGGUGAUGCUGAUGAAGAUGACGUCCAAGUAGUGGCCGAAAAAAAACUCAAAGAAUUUGAAGAAAUUGUCCUGAAUAUUGAAAAAGAGAACAAAAAUUUAGAUAAAAAAAUGAGGAAAAAAAUAAUCGCAAAAAAGUCCAAAAAAAAUAAAGGAAUAAGUAAAAAUUGCUUUGUCUACACGAUUGAAUUUUUAAAUUUAAAAUUCGCUGCCCAUUUUUACAAGUAUAUUAACAGAAAGAAUUUUUUAAAUUACCUCGAAGAUAACGUUAAAAAUGAGGGAAAAAAAGACGUCUUUUUUUUUCAUGAGCUGUGCUACUUCAACAAAAACAACAAGAGAGUUAUCGUAAAAAAUAUUAAACGGACGUGCCAUGUAGAAAAUUUACAAAAGCUAUUCAAACAUAUAGAAAAGGAUCCAUCCAUUUAUUUUCCCAAGAAAGAUAAUAAAAAGCAGGGGUACGCCCUGGUUACCUUCUCCAGUUACGAAAACGUGAAGAAGGCGCUUCUGUUGAACAAAUCCAAGCUGUGUGGAAGCACCAUAAUCGUAGAGGAGGAUAAGAAUCCACGGCUCCUCAAGAUGCUAGGUGUGCAGGCUGCCGACCAUGGGGAGAAAAACCAUCAAGUAAGGGACGGAGUGACAGACAAAGAGGUCGAUGGGGAGGGUAGCGAAGACGGCACGAACGAUGGAGAGGAAAGCAACGAUGAGACAGACGAAGGUGAGGAGGAGGAAGACGACGAAGAUCGUGACGAUGAAGAUCGUGAUGAUGAUGAUGAUGACGAUGAUGUUGAUGAUGAUGAUGACGAUGAAGAGCAACACGACCAGCGACCGCACGAUCGCGCUAGCGACGUCGAGGAAGGGAAGACGCUGUUCAUCACGAACAUUCCGAUGGGGAGCACCGACGAAGAAGUGCAAAGCUACGUCACCAAGAACAUCAGCAAAAACUAUGUCUACAUAAGGACGUGCAGAAACAACGGUAAAAAAAUUUCCGCAUUUGUGAAGCUCAAGUAUAAAGAAGAUGCAGACACAUUUUUGAAAAAAAUUGGCGAAUACCACGAUGAGAAGGAGCAGGAAGAUGGUGAGGACGACGAAGAGGAAAACGUAAUUGACAAAUUUUACAACAUGAAGAAGAAAAAAAAGGAAAGAAUGAAACAGAUUCUGCUUAAAGAUCAGAACAGUGGCAAAAAUGCCGAAAUUUUGUUUUUCAAAAAUAAUUAUUUAAUGAUCAAAAGGGCAGUUAAGGACAAUGACAUAAACAAUGAUCACCUCGGAGAAAAUAUAAUCAAAAGAAACAACGACUUGAUGGAAAAAAAAAAGCAGCUCUUAAAAAAUAAAAAUUUCCUGAUAAACCCGUGCAGAAUAUACGUUCGCAACUAUCCAGCCUCUUUGGAACAAAAUUUAUUCAGGCAACUCAUAACGAAAUAUUUCACCCCCCUAUUUAUGGAAAAACACAAUUUAAAAAAAAAAGAAGCUUUCAAAAAAGCCAAUGAAAUUAUUAAGAAAAUGAAAAUUAUGAAAGAUCACACAAAGCAAAAAGAACUAGCGCAAAAUGAGGAAAAAAAUAAAAAAUUAAAAGAUAAAAAGAGUAACAACAAAAGUGGACAAAAUUUGAUAUGCUUCAUCGACAUUAACAAACAUGAACAUGCCAAGCAAAUAAUUCACUUUCUCCAAAAUAGGAAUAUUUACGAACUGAUUAACGAAAUAAUCUACAAAAAAAAGUUCCAAACAAUUCGCAAAAAUAAAAACAUCAUGUAUGUCGAUUACUGUAUUGAAGACAUACGAAUGGUGCAUAUCAAAAAAUUAAAAGAAGAAAAAUUUUUAAAUCAUAUAAGGCAAAAAAAUGGAGCGGAAACGAACUCGCCCACCAAAAAGACUAUUAAAAAAAAGAAAAAAAAAGAAAGCAGAGGAAGAAGGCAACGGGAAAAAAGACGCCUUCUAAGAAUGCAAAACGAAAACACAAACAUCGCUCAUGUAAUUAAAAACACAUCAUCAGUCCAUGUGCAACAGUCCAAUGUGACAACUGGGCAGGAAAAAAAAAACGCCCAAACGAAUAGCGCACACAAAAUCAGCGCAACGAAGAAAAAAUCAAACUUGAAGUUGAAGGAAAAGAACCCCAACCAGGGUGCUCAUUCCAAGGAGGCGAGCAAAAAAAAGAAAGUCUCCUUCCAAAUCGGGGAAAAAGAAGAAAAUACAAAAAAAAAGACAAGCAAGAAGUUAAUCAAAAAGGCCGGGAAAAAAUCUGCAACCAAAAAGGAUAAAGAUAUUGAAUCGAUACAAAAGGACGUUUUGAAUUUUCUCAAGAAAAACAAAAAGUAA
Molecule: messenger RNA, 2889 nt
Organism: Plasmodium coatneyi
Lineage: Eukaryota; Apicomplexa; Aconoidasida; Haemosporida; Plasmodiidae
Exons: 3
Coding region: 1-2889 (962 amino acids)
Molecular function (GO): RNA binding
Source: RefSeq, a predicted model, not a curated record